AUGUCCGACAAGCAAGUCCGCAGUGCCGUCAUCAACCGUGACACCAACGAGACCAAGAUCCAAUUGGCUCUUAACCUCGACGGUGGUUCAUUGGAGCAGAUCACAUCCGAGGAGAAUGGCGCAGACAAGUCACACGCUGCCCAAGCUUCGAAAUCACAAACCAUCGACAUUGACACUGGCAUUGGCUUCCUGGACCACAUGAUUCACGCUCUCGCAAAGCACUCUGGCUGGAGUUUGAAGCUCAGAUGUCGCGGUGACCUCCACAUCGACGACCACCACACUGCCGAGGAUGUCUUCAUCGCCAUGGGUCAGGCCUUCAAGUCUGCCAUCAAGUCGACCGCCGGUCUCGCCCGUUUCGGCUACGCAUACGCCCCCCUCGACGAAGCCCUCGCUCGUGCAGUCGUCGAUCUCUCCAACCGUCCCUUCUGCGUCACCGAUCUGAAGCUCCGCCGUGAAAAGAUUGGUGACUUGAGCACCGAGAUGCUGCCUCACUGUCUGCAAAGUUUCUCCCAGGGUUCUGGCGUCACGAUGCACGUCGAUGUUAUCAGAGGUGACAACGAUCACCACAAGGCCGAGAGUGCUUUCAAGGCUCUUGCUGUUGCCAUCAGGAUGGCUAGCACACCUGUCGUCGGCCGUGAAGGCGAGAUUCCCAGCACAAAGGGCGUCCUCUUCUAG
This is a messenger RNA of Aureobasidium namibiae CBS 147.97, 675 nucleotides long. Its product is annotated as imidazole glycerol phosphate dehydratase. The transcript is spliced from 2 exons. NCBI's taxonomy places the organism in Eukaryota, Fungi, Ascomycota, Dothideomycetes, Dothideales, Saccotheciaceae. Gene Ontology annotation, biological process: L-histidine biosynthetic process. Gene Ontology annotation, molecular function: imidazoleglycerol-phosphate dehydratase activity. The record is from RefSeq and is a predicted model, not a curated record. The coding region runs from base 1 to 675 and encodes 224 amino acids.